AUCCGUUCUAUCAACACCGUCCCCUCCAUCCCCUGAUUCCACUCACCCAACCCAUCUCAUUCCCCCCGCACCCCAACGCGACCACCAUGUCCGGCAUCACCGAAUUCAUCUACUUCCACCUCAACCCCGCCAUCAAACCCGAAAACCCCACCAACGAAGCCGGCGCAUCGCUCCUCGAACUCUUCCAAACCACCAAACACCAAAGCGGCUACAAGGGUUCCGCCUGGGGCCGCAGCAUCGAAGACGAGAAUGUGAUUGUCUGGAUAAUCGACUGGAAAGACGCGCACCCCCCCCCCCCCCCCCCCCCCGCCACAUCCCUAACCCCCUACCUAACCCCCAACAAACCCCUCACCACCUUCUUCGCGACCCUCUCGCCUCCCCUGAACCUCUCCUCUACCACCCCCUCCUCCCCAUCCCCAUCCUCAUCUCCCAUCUCAUCCCCCCUAACCGAACUCUUCACCCCCUUCUUCCCCACCACCCUACCACCCCCCGAAACGACCUCGCUGCACAAUUCCCUCAUCGCAUUCCGGAACGAACUCAUGAACAAUCUACCCGAGGAGCAACGUCCGAGGUCGUUUGCCAUGGGACAGGUGGAGCGGCCCGGGACGCGGAAGCAUGGGGGGAGUCCGAGUGGGGAGGCGUUUGGGAUGGUGGUUGUGGUGGGGUGGGAGAGUUUGGAUGUGCAUGUGGGGGUUAAGGGGACGGAGGCGUUUGGGAGGGGGAUUCAGCCGAUUCGGGGGUGGAUGUUGAAGGGGGAUGGGGAGGCGGAGGGGGAGGGGUUUGGGGUUAUGAGGCAUGUUGCGUUUAGGGUGGUUGAGUAGGUGGGAUGGGAUGGAUGAGAUGGAUGAGAUGGAUGAGAUGGAUGAGAUGGAUGAGAUGGAUGAGAUGGAUGAGAUGGAUGGGCAGUGAAGAAUUAUUAUUGAGCGCUUUUCCAAUAAAUACAGUACAGCAAAAAGAAAACACACGUAGACC
Messenger RNA from Aspergillus ibericus CBS 121593, 972 nucleotides. RefSeq lists its product as uncharacterized. NCBI's taxonomy places the organism in Eukaryota, Fungi, Ascomycota, Eurotiomycetes, Eurotiales, Aspergillaceae. The record is from RefSeq and is a predicted model, not a curated record. The transcript is spliced from 2 exons. The coding region runs from base 87 to 821 and encodes 244 amino acids.